This is a messenger RNA of Peronospora belbahrii, 576 nucleotides long. The record is from the annotation of a GenBank genome assembly. Lineage: Eukaryota; Oomycota; Peronosporomycetes; Peronosporales; Peronosporaceae.
AUGGGAAACCAGCUCAACUGCUUUACACAAUGUCAAGCACGACAGGAAGGAAUGCAAAGGCUGUUAAUGCUUCAAAAAGGUGCUUAUUUCAAGCGGAAAAAAACAAUUCUAGGACUACAAACAGGAACGGAACGAGUCCAUAUGAAGCUAGAUGAAGAUGGACAUACAUUGUUGUGGAAGCCACACGACUCGAUCAAAACUACGACAAAGAUUGAGCUUCACAUGGUUAGUUCUAUCCAGGCACAUGGCGAGGUUGGAUUGACUGUAAUGUCUCGUAAAGGUGAUGUGUUACUGGAUGUUGAGGCAGAUUCAAGAGAGAUUCGUGACAUGUGGGUAACACAUUUGCAGCUGGUAUGUGAGGACAGCAAUAUGAGUGACGAGACUGAGGAAGAGGUGCAGUCUGGAUCAAAGUUUCGCAAAGUAGUUGAGGAUCGCGCAAAAAGGCAAACGUACUGGGCAAAACGUACACAGGAAUUGGAACAACGGAAAAAAGAAGCUGAUGAACGGAAAAAGAAGUUUGCUGGUGUCGGUAUGAAAUACACUGCUUUUGCAAUGAGUAACAGACCUGGCUCAUGA